CGGGUUCCCAGCUUCACCCGGGGCUCGUCGAGGCCCGGGCCCUCCCCAGCUCCAGGGCCACGUGACUCGGCCCCAGCCUCAGAACCCCGGCCGCGGGGCUCUGAAUUGCACAGAUUGGUUGCGGGUGCGACCGUGACAGACUGAGCCGAAGAGCUAAGGAAGGCUCGUCCUGGCUCUGAUCUCGUCGCCUUUUCCUCCUCCCUGGCUCUUCUUAAUUCGCUGUGCAGACGGUGUCUCUGAGGCUUCGCCUGGGUUCGCCUGAGCUCUUCCCGUGCGGGAGAGCCCCCCGUGAGCAUGUAAAAGGGAGGAGGGCGAGCGUGCCAGUUCCCGGAGCCUGGACUGAGAACGCCGGGAGCCCAGUCCACCCUCCCUUCCCCCAUUGGGCAGCGCUGGGCUCUCGGGCGCUGGGCCCGGCCGGGAGGUCUGGCGGGAGAGGCCGCAGCUGAGCCGGCGAGCUCUUGAAAAUCUCGCGCGGUCCCGCGAGAGGAUAAGUUGAGGGAACAUGGCGACGUCUAAUCUGUUAAAGAAUAACAAGGUCACUGGUGAUUUUACUGCUGGGCUCACUCUGAUUUCCAGUGGUAUUGAAUUCUGCAACCAAAGACUUUUGACUGAGACCAGGUUACCACUAAUUCCAGCCAGAAUAAAGGCUCACUUCAGUUUGAAGACAAAUGGGAUUUUAUGCGUCCUAUUGUUCUGAAGCUUUUACGCCAGGAAUCUGUCACAAAACAGCAGUGGUUUGAUUUGUUUUCGGAUGUUCAUGCAGUUUGUCUGUGGGAUGAUAAAGGCCCAGCAAAAAUCCAUCAGGCUUUGAAAGAAGAUAUACUUGAUUUUAUUAAACAAGCACAGGCAAGAGUACUAAGCCAUCAAGAUGAUACAGCACUGCUAAAAGCAUAUAUUGUAGAGUGGAGAAAAUUCUUUACUCAGUGUGAUAUCUUACCUAAACCAUUUUGUCAGCUAGAGAUUACAUUAAUGGGCAAACAGGGCAGCAACAAAAAAUCAAAUGUGGAAGAUAGUAUUGUUAGAAAGCUCAUGCUUGAUACAUGGAAUGAGUCAAUCUUUUCAAAUAUAAAGAAUAGACUCCAGGACAGUGCAAUGAAGCUAGUCCAUGCAGAGAGAUUAGGAGAAGCUUUUGAUUCUCAACUGGUGAUUGGAGUGAGAGAAUCCUAUGUUAAUCUCUGUUCAAAUCCCGAGGAUAAGCUUCAAAUUUACCGAGACAAUUUUGAAAAGGCAUACUUGGAUUCGACAGAAAGAUUUUAUAGAACACAGGCCCCUUCUUAUUUACAACAAAAUGGUGUACAGAACUAUAUGAAAUAUGCAGAUGCUAAAUUAAAAGAAGAAGAAAAAAGAGCACUUCGGUAUUUAGAAACAAGAAGAGAAUGUAACUCUGUAGAAGCACUCAUGGAAUGCUGUGUAAAUGCCCUGGUGACAUCCUUUAAAGAGACAAUUUUAGCAGAAUGCCAAGGCAUGAUAAAACGAAAUGAAACUGAAAAAUUACAUUUAAUGUUUUCAUUGAUGGACAAAGUUCCUAAUGGAAUAGAACCAAUGUUGAAAGAUUUAGAGGAACACAUAGUGAGUGCUGGCCUAGCUGAUAUGGUAGCAGCUGCUGAAACUAUUACUACUGAUUCUGAAAAAUAUGUUGAACAGUUACUUACACUAUUUAAUCGAUUUAGUAAACUUGUUAAAGAAGCAUUUCAAGAUGAUCCACGAUUUCUUACUGCAAGAGAUAAGGCAUACAAAGCAGUUGUGAAUGAUGCUACAAUUUUUAAACUUGAAUUACCAUUAAAGCAGAAAGGGGUUGGAUUAAAAACACAACCUGAAUCAAAAUGCCCUGAACUCCUUGCCAAUUACUGUGACAUGUUGCUAAGAAAAACACCACUAAGCAAAAAACUAACCUCAGAAGAAAUUGAAGCCAAACUUAAAGAAGUGCUCUUGGUACUUAAGUAUGUACAAAACAAAGAUGUUUUUAUGAGAUAUCACAAAGCUCACUUAACACGUCGUCUAAUAUUGGACAUCUCUGCUGACAGCGAAAUUGAAGAGAAUAUGGUAGAAUGGCUAAGAGAAGUGGGUAUGCCAGCAGAUUAUGUAAACAAGCUCGCUAGGAUGUUCCAGGACAUUAAAGUGUCAGAAGAUUUGAACCAAGCUUUUAAGGAAAUGCACAAGAAUAAUAAGUUGGCUUUACCAGCUGACUCAGUAAAUAUUAAAAUUCUGAAUGCUGGUGCCUGGUCUAGAAGCUCUGAAAAAGUAUUUGUUUCCCUUCCCACUGAGCUGGAGGAUCUAAUCCCGGAAGUAGAAGAAUUCUAUAAAAAAAAUCACAGUGGCAGAAAACUACACUGGCACCAUCUCAUGUCAAAUGGUAUUAUAACAUUUAAAAAUGAAGUUGGACAGUAUGACCUAGAGGUGACGACGUUUCAGCUGGCUGUGCUGUUUGCUUGGAACCAAAGACCAAGAGAAAAGAUCAGCUUUGAAAAUCUUAAGCUAGCAACUGAACUUCCUGAUGCUGAACUUAGAAGGACUUUAUGGUCUCUUGUAGCUUUUCCAAAGCUCAAACGACAAGUUUUAUUGUAUGAACCACAAGUCAUCUCACCCAAAGACUUUACAGAGGGGACCCUCUUCUCAGUGAACCAGGAGUUCAGUUUAAUAAAAAAUGCAAAAGUUCAGAAAAGGGGUAAAAUUAACUUGAUUGGACGGUUGCAACUCACCACAGAAAGAAUGAGAGAAGAGGAGAAUGAAGGAAUAGUUCAACUAAGAAUAUUAAGAACCCAGGAGGCUAUCAUCCAAAUAAUGAAAAUGAGAAAGAAAAUUAGUAAUGCUCAACUGCAGACUGAACUAGUAGAAAUUUUGAAAAAUAUGUUCUUACCACAAAAGAAAAUGAUAAAAGAGCAAAUUGAAUGGCUUAUAGAGCACAAAUAUAUCAGAAGAGAUGAGUCAGAUAUCAACACUUUCAUAUACAUGGCAUAAUUUUGAAGACUAUGGAAGAUGUGGAAAACCCAGAUGGAGGUGUGCUUGGGCAGACAAGUUGCAACAGUGUGUGCUGGAGAUUAACUAACUCAUUGGAUUUUUAUUACAUAAAUAUCAAAAUUCCUGCCUUACCUGACAAAAGGACUAUGUUUUGCCAAUUCAUCAACUAGCAUGAUGGCACUCCCUUCAUGUUGCACACUUUUAACAGCAUGCUGUUUUGUGGGGAAACUUGCAUUCAUGAAGAGCCCAUUGUGAGCUUUCUAGAGUUGAUUUCAUUUAUACCCACCAGGAGGAUUACAGGUUUUUAGGGAAGGAGGUGGGGGAGGUACUGGGGAAGGGUAUUCUUUUUUUUUUCUUUGACUUCCUUUUUUAUUUAAAAGAUAAACAGUACUUGCACAAGGAAAUGAUCUUCAAAUAUUCAUGCACUGAAGAACUGCUGUUACUUUUGAUUUCUAAAUGCAAGUAGGACUAGAAACAGCACUUUCAGUUAUUUGUGAUCAACGAGUACUGUACUGUCCACCAUUGGUGAGAUAUUUUAUAUAACAUUGGGAGAGACAUACAUCACAUUUGAAAAGAUAUGUUUUUGUUACAGUAUCAACUUGUUGGCUCAAACAGUGCUUCAGUAUGUGGUAACUGGAUCUUAAUGAUACACACGUGAUGUAAAAUAUUUCCAUCCUUUAAAUCUUGGCUUCCUUUAAGAAGGAGAUCAGUCUCUUCUUUGUUUUCUGUAAAGUGGCAUGGAUAAUUUUUAUCUAUUUGGCCAAAUAGUUUAACAAAACCUUUUGAAGAAAUGAAUGAAAUAGUUGCUUCAUUUGUUUAAAAAAAAUAUUGUUACAGUUAACUUUUCAGGGCCUGCAGUAGUAAAAUGAAUAUAUGUUCAAUGUGUUUGGUGGUACAUUUAAUAUUUGUGAUCCAAAUAUCUGCUACAUAUAAUUAGUAUUUAUGUUUCAGAUAUCUAUCUGAUAAGUGCAUUAAAAACAAUACAAAAACCUCCUACUUGGAAUGUGACACAUUUACAUGAUUGAUUUUUUUUUUAAUUUUGUUUUUUUACAGUCCAAAAUACCUGUUGGGGGGAGGAAGGGAGUUGAGGAAGCUACUUUUUUUUAAAGACCUGUAAAUCACCUUGAGGUGGGAGAUAUGAGAAGCAUCAUCAUAGGAUGACAUAUAAACAAAGAAGCAGAAUCGAUACAACCUUAGUAUGAGCAGCAAACUUGCCAAAUAUUUAGGCUUACAUGUGAAAUAUUAAUAUUUUUAAAUGUUCAGAUGGCAGCAAUUUCCUUGUUUCUUUCUGUCAAGCAGUCCAAAGUAGUAACUUCAUGGUUGAUGGUACCCUUAUGCCCAGAGUAAUAGAGUUCUUUGGACUUAUUGGGGACUUGAUGAUAAUUUAAAAAGAAGGGAAAAAACAUUUCCCAUCGGGAAAGAAAAGCUCAAGUUGGAAUUUUAUUCAUUGUGGUGCAAGUUUCAAUUUUUCUUGCAAAUAAUUAUUUUAUAUACUGUGUGAUAUAAAAUACCAGAAUUUUUCAGGAACAAUAUGAUUUUGAUGAAGAAAGGAAAUGAAAUGCUGCAGCACUGAAAGGAAUACAGUAUUAUAUCAUUAGCAGCAUGCAUUCAAGAGCAUUUGGUAGAGUAAGUUCCCAACCCCAUUCAAAUGUUGUUGGAAUUAGCUGCUAUUAAGGAAAGAAAGCAAAUUAAAAGGUAGAUUAAAGUUUUGCUGUUUAUAUUCUUAUGCCUAUUCUGAAUCUCAUAGGAAAUUGAAAUUUUUUGUUUAAAAAGUUAAAAGGUUGCAGUUUACUUUUUAUGGUAGCUUGGAAAUAACAAAAAUGUUAGCCCAGAAAUGUUCAGAAUUGAACUAAAAUUAGUUCAUAUUAUUUUCUAGCUACAUGAAGGCUAACAGCGGAUGAAAUUUGGAAAAAUAAAAUUUGUAAUAAUAAUGGUGACUUUAUGUGUAACAAAGCAUUCAAUAUUGGCACAUUUACUUGUAAUACAAGAAUGCCAGAAUAGGAAAUGAUUGGGUAAAAUUGACACGCCACUUUGAAAGUUUAAGGUCUUUCUGCCAUAAUUGUCUUGAGCACUUUUUAAAAAUUCCUAAUUUUUCUGUCAUUUAACUUAAGAAUGAGAGCCAUGAUGUGUUGACCUGCAAGGCAAGCAAAAUACAAAAGUGGGUAGCUCUAAACCCAUUAGCAGACUUUUCUAUUAAAUUUUGUAAAAUUUUGUUUCAUAGCUAAUUACGUCCUAAUUAUAUUUUGCACAUCCAAACAGGAACAAAGACUGUAGCAUUGUAGUUAUCUUCAAUUUUCUGGUAUAUAUAUAAAAUUAAUAACCAAUUAGUUAUCUAACUACUUUUCAGUGUUUGUGCAAACCAUUAAUUAACAAGGUGCCUAUAACAUUGUUCAAUUUUAUUUAACUAUGUUUUGACUAGAAAUUUGCUUUGUUUAAAAAAAAAAUGAAAAAUGACACCAGCAGCUUGCUAAAGAUGCAGAAUCACGUUUAGCAUCCUUCAUCAGGUCAGUUUCACCUAUAUGCACUUAAAGCUAGUGUUAUCUGGGCUAGGGGAGAUAACUGAAGUGUUAUUUGUGAGAAAAGAGUACACGGAUAAAAUGAAAGAUGUACUUCACUUGCAAUAUGGCAACAAUGCACUUUUAAAGCUUAAUUUUAGCUUUGUAUAUUUAUCUCCAAAGACCUAGCUUACACAGGUGCUGCAUCUGGAAAGUAUAGACAACUGUUGCCACAUACACUGCCAUAGUGAAUGGAUGUGAGACAAAAUUGACCAAAUAAAAAUGUGACAGAUUGUAAAUCACAUUUCUAAUGAAUUUCAGUGAGAAAAAUAUUAGUUUUUUUCUUUUCCAGUGAUUUAAUGAAAAUCUUCAUAUAAAUUCUCAAGUCUUCCAUAUUUUUCAUUACACAAGUGGUCUCCUUCAUUUUUGUUGACCCAUGUAUCUCUUGCUUGUUUUGAGCAUGGGUAAAAUGUUCCAAAAUGAACAAAUAUUAGCUUUCUUGUUUUCACUUUAAUAUGUAAAAUUUAGUAGAAAUAUGAUCUGAAUAGUCAGAAAACCUUUUGCAUUAGGAUGUUAUUUUUCCUGUAAAAUGCGACUUUUAACAAUUCAAUUUGGGCAAGAGAUUUGCUAGUUUUACAGAAAGAUUUACUAACUUAAACUCAAACUGUGUUUUUUCUAUUUUCAUGUAAAUGACUGGGAUGCUAUCUUGUAAAUUCUUCCAAGGUCAUGUUUGUGAAAUAAACAGUACAUGAAAGCUUUCCUGUCAUAUACAUUAUAUGUAGUCUGGAGUGUUGAAGAAACUUGAGUUCCUAGGUUGUAAUCUAUCUAUGUUAUGGUAUUUACAAUAUUGAAUGUGUGCCACUACAUACCGAGAUAAUAAUGCUGUACAAUUUUGAAUGGUAGCAGUUUCAGUAUGGCAGUCGGCUGAACUAUUUUGAUGUACUGCUUAAUUUUUGAAUUUUAUUUUUUAAGUUGUAUAAUUUAUUUUCUUGCAAAAUAAAAAAAAAUGUAAUACAAAAGA
Dromiciops gliroides (monito del monte) is the source of this 6474-nucleotide messenger RNA. It is a transcript of the gene CUL5, whose product is annotated as cullin 5. Gene Ontology annotation, cellular component: SCF ubiquitin ligase complex; Cul5-RING ubiquitin ligase complex. The transcript has 20 exons. Gene Ontology annotation, biological process: SCF-dependent proteasomal ubiquitin-dependent protein catabolic process; protein ubiquitination. Bases 679 to 2958 code for a protein of 759 amino acids. The record is from RefSeq and is a predicted model, not a curated record. NCBI's taxonomy places the organism in Eukaryota, Metazoa, Chordata, Mammalia, Microbiotheria, Microbiotheriidae. Gene Ontology annotation, molecular function: ubiquitin protein ligase binding.